Molecule: messenger RNA, 1869 nt
Organism: Diabrotica virgifera virgifera (western corn rootworm)
Lineage: Eukaryota; Metazoa; Arthropoda; Insecta; Coleoptera; Chrysomelidae
Exons: 2
Coding region: 76-840 (254 amino acids)
Biological process (GO): regulation of transcription by RNA polymerase II
Cellular component (GO): nucleus; transcription regulator complex
Molecular function (GO): DNA binding
Source: RefSeq, a predicted model, not a curated record
CGAAAUGAACCUUCCAUUUUCAGUCGCCUGACGCCGAUGAACGUUAAUUUUUGUUCGUUUACAGUUUAAUUCGUGAUGGAUAUCGAUGAAUUGAUAACAAACGUCCAAGUUAAUCCUCCUAUAUGGGAUAAAAGAGUAAAGGGGCAUUCCAAUAGAAUUAUUGUUGACGCCUGUUGGAAAAAGAUAUCAUCUGAAAUGAAAAUUAAUGAAGCUGCACUAAGGAAGAAGUGGAAGUACCUAAGGGACCAAUUCAGCGUUGAGUUGAGCAAAAUAACGCUAAUAAGGUCGAGUGACUUGACUAAAACGGCUGAACCAAAAUGGCCUUAUUUUAAAAAAAUGACAUUUUUAAAAGACAUAGUCGCUCCUAGAGCUUGCUCAAGCAAAUUGAGACCAAAAACGAUUACUACUCUAGAUGAGGAUGAUAUCGAAGCCCAAUUCGACCAGCCUGCCAUCUUAUCAGCCAGUGAUAUCAUAUCAGUGAUGGGAACCAACGCAUUAUAUGAUGAAAAAAGAUUACAACUUGAGCAACAAAAAAUUAACAAUAUGCAAAGCACUUUUCAGCAGGAACCAUACAAUGACGACUUAAUGUUUUUUAAGAGCCUACUGCCUUUUGUAUCAAAAAUACCCAUAGAACAUAAACUUAGAUUCCGGAACCACAUUCAACAAGUUGUCCAGGACUACGCUUUCAUGGGAAUGGGAAGUAAUUUUGAACCGUCAUCUACAGAACUAUUGACAAUUGUGCCUUCUCGUGCAUCCCCAGCUCUGUCAACCCCUCUGUCAUCCCCAGCAACGUCUUCAAACGCUAGCAGGGAAUCGCCAGAACAAAAACCAUUGCUCUAAAAUAAAGAAUCAUUUUCUGAAAGCUAUGCUUUCUCACAGAAUCAAAAUACAGAGAGGUUCUAAAUUAUAGAAUAAAUUCAUUUUUUCGAAAAUAGGCGACUUUAAAGAAAAAUCCCGAGAUAAGUCGAUUUUUAAAUUAUGAUUUUUUGACGUAUAUGCCAUAAUACUGACGUCAUCCAUUUGGGCGUGAUGACGUAAUCGAUGAUUUUUUAAAUGGGAAUAGGGGUAGUGUGGUAUAAUAUGCUUUUUUUCAUGAGGAUCUUUCAGUGCGUCACAGUUUUUCGAUUUCUUUCUAACGCAUUAAAUUGUAUGUGACAGAAAAAACGCACGUCGGUGAUUACAUUUCGUCGGUGACAUUUAAUUAUAUAAUAUAUAUCUACGAAUAUAAUCUGUACAAUUUAUAAGACUAUACAAGUCAAAGAAAAUACCAUUUUAUAAAUGCAAUAAACAAUUGAUUUGUUUUUAUGUCAAAUUGCAAAUAAAAUGUGACAACUUGUAACGGUCACGUUACAAAAAUUAGCUCUUUAAUUAUUAUUAUAAUUAUUUUCCCUCGGUCUCUCAUUUAAAUUCUCUAAUUUCUCGUAAAAGACUUCUGAUGUGACGUCACACUUCGGUGAUGGAACGUACUAUGUACGCCACCUAUCGAGCAAUAGUAUUUCGUGUUCUGAGGCCGUCCUUGUGACAGUCGGAAAGAAACUCAGCUGAGCUUUCACUUUUAGUUGGGAAUUGUUCAGAGUGGCAUGGGACUAAAUUUCGAUCAAGUACCGGUUAAUACCUAGUUUAAAAAAAGAAAAAAUGUGAAUUCCAUUCCAACCCAUUGAGGAUUAUUUGGGAGAAAUAAUUAUUCUUCCAAUGGGGUUUUCUAUACAACAUCAUCGAGUCUCAUGGUAACUACAAUUUUCAUAUUAAUUUUUUUAUAACAAUCUGUUGUCACCCUUUCAUGGUGAAAUAUAUACUUUUUCCGAUUAAAUCUUAUGUGUAAAUUUAUUCACUAAAAUUAGUAGUUAUCUUUAAUUAUUCCAAAAUCUU